Messenger RNA from Electrophorus electricus (electric eel), 2362 nucleotides. NCBI's taxonomy places the organism in Eukaryota, Metazoa, Chordata, Actinopteri, Gymnotiformes, Gymnotidae. The record is from RefSeq and is a predicted model, not a curated record.
GCCAGUGGUCAGUCUUCCCCUUACUAACUUGGAAUGGUUUCAAAUCGCAAGCAUCUGCGCUUAACCCGCACGACCAUUCAUCAGCGAACCUGUCGGAUCGAUGUUGCUCUAACCUCUGAGGUGAUCCUGUCACACACACAGCCCGGCAGAGAUGAUCAGUACCACCGGUGUGUAUGGUUUAAAGAUGCAGUGGACCCCAGAGCAUGCACAGUGGGCGGAGCAGCACUUCGACAUCUCCUCCACCACUCGCUCCCCCGCCCAUAAGGCCGAGGCGUACCGCGGGCACCUGCAGCGGACCUACCAGUACGCGUGGGCCAACGACGACAUCUCCGCCCUGACCGCGUCGAACCUCCUGAAGAAAUACGCCGAGAAGUACUCGGGCAUCCUGGAGGGACCGAGUGAGAGGGCGCUGCUCUGCUCAUACUCGGAGGGCGGCCCGGGGCUCCUGAAUGGCCGCAAGUCGGAAGGCGAGGCGUGGCAGGAGGGGAUCUACCCGGUGAACUGCGCUGCUGACGUGCUGUCCGCCGGCAAGGCGGUGGUGCCCGCUGCCCUUCCCCCGGCGGAAGGCGCGGCCAGCGUGGGCAGCUCGGCAGGGGUGGCCAGCAGCCUGAGCGAGCCCAGCUACUCCAGCAGCGGCUGCGGGAGCCACACGCCCGCCGCCCUGCACUCGGGGAUCCCCUCUCAGGAAUUCGCCGGCGGCUACAAUGGCACAUACCUGCACACCACCUACAGCGGCGGGCAGAGCACCCCAGGUCUUGCCUCCCCACACCCCUCACCUCUGCACAGCAGCGGCCUCCUCCAACCAGCCCCGCCUCCCCCUCCACCUCCCCCGACGCUCGUGCCGAGCUACAACGCAGGCUCGCCCAACCUGUCUGGCUACAACUAUCCUGCUGGCUAUCCCCCCCAGGCCGCCGUUGCUCCGGGCUACAGCCCCGGGGGAGCCCAUCCUCCCUCCGCCUACCUGCCCUCGGGCAUUGCGGCUCCCACCCCGCUGCCCCCCUCCACCCUCCCCGGCUACUCCUACCAGUCCCACAGCCACGCGCCGAUCGCACCCACGCCUUUGAACGGCAGCUCGGCCAACUCGCUGAAAAGGAAAGCGUUUUACAUGGCGGGGCAGGGAGACAUGGACUCCGGUUAUGGAAAUUUCAGCUACAGCCAGCAGCGCUCCACUCAAAGCCCCAUGUACAGGCUGCCAGAUAACAGCAUCGCUGACUCCAGCAGAGGCAACGGAUUUGACAGAAGCGCUGACGCCUCGGCUCUUCCGUUUAAGCCCACCAAGCAGGCCAUGUCCUCCGAGCCGCAGCGCAAGUUCAGCGGCCAGCCGAGCAGGGCCAUCACCCCUCCGUCCUACAGCUCCUCCAAAGGCUCCGUGCGGCCAGGUGAGCCGUUCGGCAAGUUCGGCGAGCACGGCGACGAGCAACAGCACCACCUGGCCCACCCGAGCGGACACCCGGCCGAGGAGCAGCUGAAGAACAGCGACGCGGCGCUGGUGGAGAUGGUCAGCACCGAGGUCCUGCAGCAGAUGCCGCCCGUGGACUGGGGCGACAUCGCCGGCCUGGAACUGGCCAAGGCCACCAUCAAGGAGGAGGUGCUGUGGCCCAUCCUGAGGCCGGACAUGUUCAGUGGCCUGGCGCCGUUACCCCGCACCGUACUGUUCUUCGGGCCGCAGGGCACGGGCCGGACUCUGCUGGCACGCUGCGUGGCCAGCCAGCUGGGCGCCGCCUUCCUGCAGCUCAGCGCGUCGGCGCUCGUCACCAAGUGGCUGGCCGAGGGCGAGAAGGUGGUGCAGGCCUCCUUCCUUGUGGCCCGCUGCCGGCAGCCGUCGGUGGUGUUCGUCAGCGACGUGGAGCUGCUGCUUUCGCCGCAGCUGGCCGAGGAGAGCUCCGCCAACCGGAUCCGCAGUGAGCUGCUCCUGCAGCUGGACGGCGUGCUCGGCUCGCCCGAGGAACACGUCCUGGUCAUCUGCUCCACCAGCAAGCCCGAGGAGAUCGACGAGGCCGUGCGGAGGUACUUCGUGAAGAGGUUGCUCAUCCCGCUGCCGGACAGCACCGCCCGGCACCAGCUCAUCAGCCAGGUGCUGUCUCAGCACAACUACUGCCUCAGCGACAAAGAGGUGACGUUGUUGGUCCAGCGGACCGAGGGCUUCUCGGGCCUUGACGUGGUCCGGCUCUGCCAGGAGGCCAUUGUCGGACCAUUGCACAGCAUGGCCAGUGCCGACCUCUCCACGAUGAUGCCAGGCCAGGUGAGGCCAAUCUCGUACCAAGACUUUGAGAAUGUCUUUUGCAAAGUCCAGCCCAGCAUAUCGCAGAAAGAACUGGACACGUACAUUGAGUGGAAUAAAAUGUUUGGCUGUAGCCAGUGA